Teleopsis dalmanni is the source of this 721-nucleotide messenger RNA. RefSeq lists its product as uncharacterized. The record is from RefSeq and is a predicted model, not a curated record. The transcript has 2 exons. Bases 34 to 702 code for a protein of 222 amino acids. NCBI's taxonomy places the organism in Eukaryota, Metazoa, Arthropoda, Insecta, Diptera, Diopsidae. Gene Ontology annotation, molecular function: odorant binding.
UAUUUAUUCCAGAAAAAAAAUAUAAUUUUCUCAAUGUUUGCAACGGGUUUAUUGUAUACAGUGAUAUGCUGUCUUGUGAAAGAAUCCUUUAGCCGUUCUUUAUCGGUUUCAUUCAAUUUAUCACUGGCCCUUACUGAUCCUCCAAAGCCUAGCCUCUCCACUGAUAUGUUACGAACUUGUAUAAAAGAAACUGAAAUUUCUAUGGCUGAGUUAGAACGUUUUCGCAUUAGCUUAUUAACAAACGAUCCAGAAGUGGUUACCAGCAUAGAAGGAGAUGAUCAAAAUAUCGACGAUAAUCAAUUUAAUAUCGAAGACUAUGAUGCCAAUUCUCCUUUAACGUUUAGUGAACGAAACGAGGAAUCCUUGCAAUGUUUUACACAUUGUUUAUAUGAGCAAAUGGGUCUAGUGAAGAAUGGAAUGUUUGUGGAACGUGAAUUUUUCAGUAAACUUUAUUCUGUGAUGGAGCGACAGAAGACAAAAAUUUCUGAAUGUAUGAACAUGGACAGCGAUAAUAAGUGUGAAGUUUCUUAUAAAAUGCAUAUGUGCUUGAGUAGAUUGAAGACAUUGGAAGCAGAACGAAGAAUACGUAAAAUAUUGGAGUAUGGAAAUCGUUCAGAUAUGGAUGAUGCUGAAAUAACCGAUACUACUACUGAUGGUACCGGUGCAGAUAUGGAUAAGCAAAACGAAAUUGAUGCAAAUUAAUUAUUACUACUGGUCAAGU